Molecule: messenger RNA, 1664 nt
Organism: Amphimedon queenslandica
Lineage: Eukaryota; Metazoa; Porifera; Demospongiae; Haplosclerida; Niphatidae
Exons: 2
Coding region: 99-1574 (491 amino acids)
Source: RefSeq, a predicted model, not a curated record
AUAUCUGACCAAUAGGAUUACAGUAUUGAAGAGAGGACGCGCGAGUCCUAAACACCGUUGACAAGUGCGACGGGUCUCUUUGGCAAAAUCACACAAAAAUGGAACACUUAAACGCACUGGCUUCCAUUUGCGAGUCAGCGGAAAGAAUGCCCAUCAUUUCAAAGCCAUAUACAUCAGGGACUCCACUGGUAGGAGGCUCCUUUGGUCCACAGUACCCUACAGCUACAGCAAACUCUAACUAUCUCCAAAGACAAUACUAUGCACCUAGCCUAUCUCUAGUAUGUGCCACUCCAACACAGUACAAUCCUUCCAUGACAAUUCAAAGUAGUAGUCACCAGACACCAGUUUCAAGCAAUGGAGAGCAAACUUCCAGCCUUAGUGAUCAAACAGAGAAGAUGCAGACAGGAGCUACUCCUAACGUACACUCUUCUUUCGGGAAUAUCCCAACUGAUAUUCAUUGCUCAAGCCGUCCUAUUAAUCCAGUCAUGAGAAACAUAAUCAGCUAUGCAAGCUACCUCCAGUACUUGGAUGAGACCUGGCCUGAGAAAUGCUCAAGGAGAGGAAGUGCAGUAAUCCGUGCUUCACUCUAUGCUCAGAUUGCAGACUGCUUGAAAGGGGGAGCUUCUACGGCUCGCUUUAGGUACUGGGUUCGUAAAUCAGGAUUCUUUCUACUUGAGAAACAGCAAAAUAAUGGAGUCUAUGACACAUGCAUUGCUGUACCAUUGCAUACCAAGCAACAAAACUGCAGCAGUGGCAGUAACAAAAAAGCACUGACAGUCAAACAGUAUCGCCUGGUUGCUAAAUUGGAGGAUUUUCUUCCUCUGAUUGGGGAGUAUCACAAUGAUGUGAUUGGACACUACGGCAUCAGAAAAACAUAUCAAAUGAUCCAACAAGACUACACCUACUUGCCAAGAUCCGCCAUUGCAAAGUUUGUACAACUAUGCGAUGUUUGCUCUGUGAGAGGAAAAAGAGUGAGACAUGAAGAAACCUGCUGCAUAACAGAGGCUCAAAUAAUGCUAGCAGAUAGAGAAGGAAGUGAGGAAAAAGAAGAAGACGAUUGCUGUACAACCCACAGAGCUUCAAAAUCAAUCCAUAUCCUUCCAUCAGCUCCUUCUCCUGAAGGAGAGAUUGAAAUAACAACCGAAGCUUCAAUCUCUGGCUCCUCGUCACUUCAAAUUGAAUCAAACCCACAAAUCCCACCAUCAGCUCCAUUGGAAGAUAUAGAAAGAGUGAAAGCUACUACACAAAAGAGAAAGGAGGCUAGAGCAGAAGGUGGAGUAAUGGAAUCUCUACCACUCUCACAGAGUGAGCCUAAUCAGAUACAGCAUUCGGUGCCUUCAUGCAACAGCACAAUGUCAGAGCCAGGGGUAGGAGGAGAGAGGAGAGAAGGAGCAAGAGGAGAUGAAGGAGGAAGGGACCCAUCCAGUGACCUGUAUCAUCAGAUUCAUGAAUCAGUUAGACACUUGCUGGAAGGACUGACGUGGGAAGAAAUGAUCCAAUUGUACACCGAGACAACAGAUAAUGCAAUCAUUGCAUCACCAAAUACGUUAGAGUCCGUAUUGAGAUUACAGUAGCUGACAUAAAGUAGAACAGUAUCAACAAUAGAACAAUAAUAAUAAUGCUCUCUAAAUGGGCUGAUUAUUAUUGUAUACUUAAUUUUUAGC